UGACUGUGUUGCGGCAUCGUCAGUGUGGGAGCCAGUGGGAAGGGAGACGUUCUAACCGCUAUACUAGCCGUUAUAGCUGCUAAGCCGUAGUUAUUCAGUUACCAGUGGAAUAACCAAUAUAUCUGGUACCUACGUCGUAUUUCGUCCUCCUAUAUACUGACUUGGUUAAACUCCCGAGAAAUACGACGUCCGUCUCCUUCGCUAGACGUCUAGCUAUUGCUAGCUACUUCCUGGUUGGCGUCUCGGCCAUUUUGGUUCCGUAUUGAGAUCCAAGGAUUCCGAGGAAGUGCAAGCUAGCUCCCUCUCCCGUGUAUACCGCAAGAAGACUACCGGAGUGUUAUCCUUGUCCUGACACUUGCCAAACAGGGGGAUUUUACAGAACGAAGGGUGAACCAUGAAUCCGGAAUAUGACUAUUUAUUCAAGCUUCUGCUCAUCGGUGACUCCGGGGUGGGAAAGUCUUGCCUCCUCCUGCGAUUUGCGGAUGACACAUACACAGAGAGUUAUAUCAGCACCAUCGGCGUGGACUUCAAAAUACGAACCAUCGAGUUGGACGGGAAGACUAUCAAGCUCCAGAUUUGGGACACGGCAGGCCAGGAGAGGUUCAGGACCAUCACGUCCAGUUAUUACAGAGGGGCCCACGGUAUCAUAGUAGUGUACGACGUCACAGACCAGGAGUCCUUCAACAAUGUCAAACAGUGGCUGCAGGAAAUCGACCGCUACGCCAGUGAAAACGUCAACAAGCUCCUCGUGGGAAACAAGUGUGACCUGACGACGAAGAAGGUGGUGGAUUACACAACGGCCAAGGAGUUUGCAGACUCGCUGGGCAUCCCCUUCCUGGAGACCAGUGCUAAGAACGCCACCAACGUGGAGCAGGCCUUCAUGACCAUGGCCGCCGAGAUCAAGAAGAGGAUGGGUCCCGGGGCGGCGGCGGGCGGCGGGGACAAGCCCAGCGUCCAGCUCACCCCCGGGACCAGCGUCAAGCCCUCGUCAGGGGGCUGCUGCUGAGAACCGGCCCUCCACUCCCUCCCCUCCCCGGUUCCCUAUACUCACCGUACCCAUACGGCCACCCCUCCACUCCCAACCUGGCGCUUUCUCCUCCCCACCCCUAGACACCCUACCAAGAUGGCUCAUCCCUGCACCUCCCCAACAUGGCCGCCACCCUCCUCCUUUCCUAAACACCCUACCAUUGGCCGCCCCCUGCUCCUUCCCAACAUGGCCACCAUCCCUCCUUGAAACAUCCACUGUGUCCACCUAAAAAAGCCAACUACCAAGAAGGAGAGAGAUUAUGUUUCUGGAUCCCGUGUUAAGUAUCCGAUCGUGUAAGAGAUAAAUAUGGAAGUUGGCUUUAUUUGUACUGUACAUAACGUAGCCACACUAUCAAAAUAAAUAACACCACUUCAUGUUGUAUUGGAAAAAAAAAAUUAGACAAAAUAAUCGACCAGACAAUUAAUUUACCCCCCCCCCCCCCCCCCCCCAUCACUUUUCGCUUCCAUCCUAUUCCCACAAGAUCUCUCCCAACCCAUAGGCCUCGCUGAGACAAUAGACGUUGUUUGGAGUCCUGGUUAAACAGCCCUUUGUUGAAGGUUUAUGAGAACAGUGUGUGCGUGUUGAGUUGUGUGUGUGUGUGCGUGCGUGUGUGUGUGGAUGUGUCUUUCACUGCAUUCCUUAAGUGGGGUUGGUAUUCAACUUGCUAUGUGUUCUGUUUGUAUGCGUUUAGUUUCUUGAAUCAAAUGUUUUUUUUAAAUGCUGUUUGUUUUCAGCAUGGGUUUUCUCCCCCUCCCUGUUUUUAGUUUUUGUUUUCUGUUUUGUUUCUAUGCCAACUUCUGCACAACAGUGUGUCACUGUCCCAACAUUUAGUCUCGUGCAAAAAUAUAUAUACACGUGUAUGUAUGUAUAUAUGUGUAAAAUCCAAUCUGCCACUUCUGUCGUUGUCAAUCCCUCAUCUGGGUAUAGCAUUGACUUCUCGGUCUGGAUUGGUUUUGUGGCUGAAGACUCAUAUUGUCAGUUUGUUGCUCGACAUGUAACACUGAAAAAAAUAAAUACUACAUCAAGACUGUAUGAACCGGAA
Gadus macrocephalus (Pacific cod) is the source of this 2069-nucleotide messenger RNA. RefSeq names its product ras-related protein ORAB-1-like. Bases 395 to 1006 code for a protein of 203 amino acids. Gene Ontology annotation, molecular function: GTP binding; GTPase activity. The transcript is spliced from 6 exons. The record is from RefSeq and is a predicted model, not a curated record. Lineage: Eukaryota; Metazoa; Chordata; Actinopteri; Gadiformes; Gadidae.